Messenger RNA from Aspergillus homomorphus CBS 101889, 2219 nucleotides. It is a transcript of the gene nop7, whose product is annotated as mRNA-binding ribosome synthesis protein NOP7. The coding region runs from base 54 to 2078 and encodes 674 amino acids. Gene Ontology annotation, biological process: maturation of LSU-rRNA from tricistronic rRNA transcript (SSU-rRNA, 5.8S rRNA, LSU-rRNA); ribosome biogenesis. Lineage: Eukaryota; Fungi; Ascomycota; Eurotiomycetes; Eurotiales; Aspergillaceae. Gene Ontology annotation, molecular function: RNA binding. The transcript has 3 exons. The record is from RefSeq and is a predicted model, not a curated record. Gene Ontology annotation, cellular component: PeBoW complex; nucleolus.
CUUCCUCUCAAUCACCCACCCCUCAAUUCUCAAACCAGCCUUCCAUUGCAAAGAUGGCUAAGAUUAAGAAGAAGGGAACCUCUGGCCAGGCCAAAAACUACAUUACCAGAACGCAGGCAGUGCGCAAACUUCAGAUCUCCCUGCCUGACUUCCGUCGACUAUGUAUCUUCAAGGGUAUCUAUCCCCGUGAGCCUCGCAACAAGAAGAAGGCCUCGAAGACUUCGACCCCCAACACCACUUUCUACUACACCAAGGAUAUCCAAUACCUGCUGCACGAGCCGCUCCUCCGCAAGUUCCGCGACCAGAAGGCGCUUGCGAAGAAGAUCGCCCGUUCCCUUGGCCGUGGAGAAGUUAGCGAUGCUUCUCGUCUGGAGAAGAACCAUGCGCCGAAACUUACCCUCGACCAUGUCAUCAAAGAGCGCUACCCGACCUUUAUCGACGCCCUGAGAGAUCUCGACGAUGCUCUUUCCCUGCUCUUCCUUUUCGCUAACCUUCCUUCCUCUACCCACGUCCCUCCCAAGACCAUCGCCCUUUGCCAGCGCCUCUGCCACGAGUUCCAGCACUACCUUAUCACCACUAACUCUCUGCGGAAAUCCUUCCUCUCGAUCAAGGGUAUCUACUACCAGGCUACCAUUCAGGGACAAGAUAUCAUGUGGCUGGUUCCCUACCGAUUCGUGCAGCGCGUCAACGGUGAUGUCGAUUACCGUAUCAUGGCCACUUUCGUCGAAUUCUACACCACCCUCCUAGGAUUUGUCAACUACCGCCUGUACUCCACCCUUGGUCUCAGAUACCCCCCCAAGUUCGAUACCCGGAGUGACGAGAACGGUGCCGAAUUGGCGGCUUUCACCCUCGAAGGACGCUCGGUCGGCGAGGCCCCCAAGGCUAUCGAAAGCGGCAAGCAGGCAAGCAAGUCUUCCAACCAGGAGGUCUCGAAAGACGUGCAGGCCAAGGUGGACAAGGUCAUCAAGAGCGCUGGUCUCGAUCAGACCAAGGACGAGCAAACUGUUGAGACGACAGAAGAGGCGACCGACGCUAUCGACAAGUUCGAACCCGCUGCUCCCGAAGCCGAUACUCUCCCCCAACCCGACCUGAGCGGCGAGGAGGCCGGCUCCCUGUUCUCUCCGUUCGUUUUCUACAUUUCCAGAGAAGCACCUAAGGCACCCCUGGAGUUCAUUCUCCGCGCUUUCGGCUGCUCCCGCAUUGGCUGGGACUCCGUGCUUGGUGACGGCGCCUUCACACACGACGAGACCGACACGAGAAUCACUCACCAGAUUGUCGACCGCCCUUCUCUUCCUCAAGAAUCUCUCCCCGCCGUUCCCGCCGCCUCGGCCGAGGGUUCCGUCCAGAAGGUCAGACCGGGUACACGCAUUCCUGGCAGAACCUACGUCCAGCCCCAGUGGGUUUGGGACUGCAUCAACGAGGGCAAGCUCCUCCGUCCCGACCUGUAUGCGCCCGGCGAGACUCUUCCUCCCCACCUGAGCCCGUGGGUCAAGCCUACCAAGGGUUCGUACGACCCUCGUGCCGCCCUGGCCGAUCAGGAGGAGGAAGGUGAAGCCGCCGCUGCGGAGGAAGAGGACAGCGACGAGGAGAUGGAGGAAGCCGGCGAAGAGGACACCAAGGCCGAGGCCGAGGCGCAGGAGUCUGAGGCUGAGAGCGACGAGGAGUCCGACAUCAACGGUGGUAUGGAUGUUGCUGGCACCGACGACGAGAGCGACAGCGACGAGGAAGCGGAGGAAGACGAAGACUUCGGCGGAUUCGAGGACAACGAGGCCGCGUCCGAGUCCGAGGACGAGGAGGAAGCCGCUAGGUCCCAGCACCAGAAGGAGCUAGAGGCCGAGGCUGCCGGUCUCCCGUUCUCCUCCGGAGCCGCGGGCGAGACGAAGAAGAAGCCGCAGUCCAAGAAGAUCGCGUCCAAGAAGCGCAAGGAGGAAGAGGAGUUGGAGCGACAGAAGAUGAUGAUGAGCCGGAAGAAGCGCAAGCUGUUGGAGAAGAUGAUGUACUCGAACAAGAAGAAGGACGAGGAGGCGGCCAAGCUGCGCUCCAAGCGGAGAAAGCUGGAGAAGGCCGGCCAGAAAUAAGCGGUGACAGGGCGCAUCAAAAGUGGAUUUCUAGAGUGUGUAUGUGUGAUAUUAGAAUGAUAUCCUUGCUGGGGUAUUGGAGACAUUUGACUCUUUGGCGUCUUGCAUAGUGCUUUAUUGAUUAGAAACUUAUUUUCAUCA